Messenger RNA from Schistocerca serialis cubense, 376 nucleotides. Its product is annotated as cuticle protein 6.4-like. The record is from RefSeq and is a predicted model, not a curated record. Lineage: Eukaryota; Metazoa; Arthropoda; Insecta; Orthoptera; Acrididae. The coding region runs from base 96 to 365 and encodes 89 amino acids. The transcript has 2 exons.
UGUUGGUACGCCACCACUAUAUAUACCGCAGGAUCCGUCACUUUGGCAUCAUCUUCAGCGACGACAGCCGAAGCCGAUACACCCACACCACAACCAUGUUCAAGUACUUGAUCCUCGCUCUGUGCGUGCUGGCUGUCGCCUUCGCCGCUGAGGAGUCCGCCCCCAAGGAGAAGCGCGGCCUGGCCUACGCCACCGGCCUCGGCUACUCCGCCCCCGUGGCCUACUCCGGACUGUACAACGGCUACUCCGCCUACGGCGUGCCCGCCUACGCCUCCGGCUACUACGGCUACAGCGGCCUGGGAUACAACGGACUGGGUUACGCCGCUGCCCCCGCCCUGGGCUACGGAUACCACGGAUACUACUAGAUGGUCCAUCC